AUGGCCACCAUGUUGGGAGCCGGGCCCCAGACCCGGCAGGCUCAGAGGAGUGGCCUCGGUCGCUGGGAGAGCAGCCUGUGGUCCUCAGGCUUCAGGAUGAAUCUGGAGGCUGUCACCCCAUUCCUGGGAAAGUAUCGCCCCUUCGUGGGCCGCUGCUGCCAGACCUGCACCCCCAAGAGCUGGGAGUCCCACUUCCACAGAAGCGUAAUGGACCUGGGCUUCUGCAAUGCGAUCCUAGUGAAGGAGGAGGACACCAGGUUUCGGGGCUGGUUGGUUCGGAGGCUCUGCUAUUUCCUGUGGUCCCUGGAGCAGCACAUACCCCCCUGCCAGGACCCCUCACAGAAGGUCAUGGAAAGCACAGGGGUGCAGAAGGCCGUCUCAGGGAGGGCCCCGGGAGCGGCUGGGGAGGGCCAGGGGCCCAGCCUGCUGAAGAAGGAGGCGCAGCGCAUCCUGAGCCACAUCCAGGCCCCGCCCCGCCCCUUCCUGCUCAGGCUGCUGGGCUGGGUGCUGCUGCGGCUCCUGAACCGCCUCUUCCUGGGCGUGCAGCUGCACAGGGGCCAGAUGAAGGUGGUGCGCCAGGCCGCCCAGGCGGGCUCGCCGCUCGUCCUCCUGUCCACCCACAAGUCCCUCUUGGACGGGAUCCUGCUGCCCUUCGUGCUGCUCUCCCAGGGCCUGGGCGUGCUCCGCGUGGCCUGGGACCCCCAUGCCUGCUCCCCCACCCUCAGAGCCCUGCUGAGGCGCCUUGGGGGGCUCUUCCUGCCCCCAGAGGCCAGCCUCUCCCUGGACAGCCCCGAGGGGGUCCUCGCGAGGGCCGUGACCCACGCAGCCGUGGAGCAGCUGCUGGUCAGCGGGCAGCCCCUGCUCAUCUUCCUGGAGGAGCCCCCAGGGGCCCAGGGCUGGAGGCUGUCAGCCCAGGGCCAGGCCUGGCUAGGCCUGGUGGUGCAUGCUGUCCUGGCUGGCGUUGUCCCAGAUGCCAUGCUGGUGCCUGCAGCCGUCACCUACGACCUCGUUCCAGAUGCACCGCAGGACGGUCACCACGCCUCCGUCCCCCUGGGGCUGUGGACGGGAGCUCUGGCUGUCCUGCGGAGCCUGUGCAGCCGCUGGGGCUGCAGCCACUGGGGCUGUGUCCGUGUGCACCUGGCCCAGCCCUUCUCCCUGCAGGAAUAUGCCACCAACGCCAGAAGCUGCUGGGGUAGCAGGCAGACCCUGGAGCAGCUGCUGCAGCCCCUCGUGCUCGGCCAAGGGACUGCCGUCCCAGACACCGAGAAGGAGCAAGAGUGGACCCCGGUGGCGGGGCCCCUGGUGGCCCUCGGGGAGGAGACACAGCUCCUGGUCAGGAGGCUGGGCCGCCAUAUCCUGAAUGCCAGCGUGGCCAGCUCGGCGGUGAUGAGCACGGCCAUCAUGGCGACGCUGCUGCUGUUCAGGCACCAGAAGGGCGUGCUCCUGUCGCAGCUGCUGGGCGAGUUCUCGUGGCUGACGGAGGAGACGCUGCUGCGCGGCUGCGACGUGGGCUUCUCGGGGCAGCUGCGGGGCCUGGUGCGGCACACGCUGCGGUUGCUGCGCGCGCACGUGGUGCUGCUGCGCCUGCGCCCCGGGGACCUGCUGGUGCUGCCGCGGCCGGGGCCGGGCCUCGCGCACCUGGCGCGGCUCAGCGCGGAGCUGCUGCCCGCCUUCCUGAGCGAGGCCGUGGGCGCCUGUGCCGUGCGAGGGCUGCUGGCCGGCCGGGUGCCGCCCGAGGGGCCCUGGGAGCUGCAGGGCCUGGAGCUGCUGAGCCAGCGCCAGCUCUACCACCAGAUCCUGCUGCUGCUGCACCUGCUGCCCCAAGACCUGCUGCUCCUGCAGCCCUGCCAGUCUUCCUACAGCUACUGCCAGGAGGUGCUGGACCGGCUCAUCCAGUGCGGGCUCCUGGUGGCCGAGGAGGCGCCAGGUUCCCGGCCGGCCUGUGACACGGGGCGACAGCGUUUGAGCACAAAGCUGCUGUGGAAACCAAGUGGGGACUUCACUGACAGUGACAGCGACGACUUUGAGGAGGCAGAGGGCCGGUUCUUCAGGCUCAGCCAGCAGUCGCGCUGCCCCGACUUCUUCGUCUUUCUCUGCCGCCUCCUCAGCCCUCUGCUCAGGGCGUUCGCACACGCUGCUGCUUUCCUCCGUCAGGGGCGGUUGCCGGAUACAGAGCCAGGCUACUCGCAGCAGCUGCUCUGGUUCCUGCAGGCCAGUGCCGAGGUGGACGGGUUCUUUGAGUGUGUGGACCCAAACCUCGCCAUCAGAGCCAUCUGGACCUUUAGAGACCUGGGGGUGCUGCAGCAGAUGCCAAGCCCUGCAGGCCCCAUGCUCGAGCUGUCCCCUGCAUUCGCCAGCCGCGACAACCAGGAAAAGCUGGAACAGUUCAUCCGCCAGUUCCUCUGUGGCUAGACCCGCAGGUUGGGGCUGGGCCGGGACUGGACCCGGAUGGGUGGAGCCCUGAGACUGAGAGGCUGGCAGGGCCUUGGCUGCACUGUUGUUUUUGCUGCCCAACUGUCCCAUGCUGCCCCAGCCCUCACUGUUAACAAAGAAUGGACAAAUUCUCUUCC
Molecule: messenger RNA, 2570 nt
Organism: Choloepus didactylus (southern two-toed sloth)
Lineage: Eukaryota; Metazoa; Chordata; Mammalia; Pilosa; Megalonychidae
Gene: GPAT2
Product: glycerol-3-phosphate acyltransferase 2, mitochondrial
Exons: 21
Coding region: 1-2412 (803 amino acids)
Cellular component (GO): mitochondrial membrane
Source: RefSeq, a predicted model, not a curated record